GAAGCUCCAUAAGUAUGUAGCUUGGGGUCUUGGCUGGCGUUUAUAAUCUCUUGUUUUCUCUUGGCUUUACUUUCUCCAUCUUUGUCGAGACAUCAACUCUUGGAGAACUGUUUUUGAGUCAAUUCGAUUGGUUUUUGCAGCCAUCAUGGACGCCUUUACCCCAGCUCAGACGACAGAGCUUGUCUCUCGCAUUGGAGCCAAGAAGGCUCGGAUGCGGAUUGACAAGAUGUUCAUCAAUUCUUUCAUGGGAGGAGCUCUGAUCUCAUUUGGAUGUGCUCUAUCAUUAUCUACCAAUUCUUCUCCUUGGUUUCAGACAAAUGCUCCAGGUCUAAUCCGAACUAUCUCUGCCAUGGUAUUCCCUGUUGGUUUGAUCAUGGUUGUCUUGACUGGAGCGGAUCUCUUCACUAGUUAUUGCAUGUACUCGGUUGUCGCCUUACUCCAUCGCAGAUGCAGUGUCUUGGAUCUCGUGAAGACCUGGGUUGUGAGCUUUUUCGGUAACCUAGCAGGAGCUUUGUUUUUCAUGGCUGUCCUCACUGGCUAUGGAGGAACUUUCGAGUCUGGAGCAUACAAAGAUGAAGCAUUAGCUUUCGCAAAGGCAAAGGUCGUCACUCCCGAAUGGCAUCAGAUCUUCUUGAAGGGCAUUCUGUGUAACUGGCUCGUCUGCAUGGCAGUCUUCCUCGCACUCUCCUCCCGCGAAAUUAUCUCCAAGAUAGUCGCAAUCUGGUUCCCCGUCAUGUGUUUCGUGGGUCUCGGCACCGACCACGUAAUCGCAAACAUGUACUUCAUUCCCCUCGGCAUCUUCCUCGGCGCCCCCAAGCCCCUCACUGUCGGCUACUAUAUCUGGAAGAGCAUGAUCCCCUCUCUCCUUGGUAACAUCGUUGGUGGAGGUUUGUUCACUGGUGUCGUGUAUUGGUAUCUCUUCUUGGCUGGGGGUGAGGAGGUUGAGAUUCAUUUCGAUACUUUGCCUAUGGAUACUGCUGUUUAUGAACAAGGUGGACCCAUCGAGCGCGAGAUUACAGCCACGGGCGCGGGAACUGGAUACAACUCCCAUAAUCAACAUAUCCCCGACUCUGGAAAUGGAGGCAUCAGCGGCAUCGCGAAAGACUUCCAUGCGAAACACUUCAAGAAAGAUAAAGAGAUGAAUGGAAAUAAUGCUGCUUGAAGAAUGUUUGGAGGGGAAUAGGGUUUUUACUGGAU
Molecule: messenger RNA, 1197 nt
Organism: Mollisia scopiformis
Lineage: Eukaryota; Fungi; Ascomycota; Leotiomycetes; Helotiales; Mollisiaceae
Exons: 4
Coding region: 146-1162 (338 amino acids)
Biological process (GO): nitrite transport; transmembrane transport
Cellular component (GO): membrane
Molecular function (GO): high-affinity secondary active nitrite transmembrane transporter activity
Source: RefSeq, a predicted model, not a curated record